AUGCUCAUUUAUAAAAGCACCACAGCUCAUCCUAUAAGUGCUAGUAUGGCAGGUUUUGUGAUGAGUUAUGCUUUGCAAGUUACAACAUCAAUGCGGAUGAUGGUCCGUAUGUCAGCGGAGGUGGAGGCAAACAUUGUGUCGGUGGAGAGGUGUUUCGAGUAUUGCGAGCUUCCUAUGGAAGAAGACGAAAAUGGCGAGUUUCUUGAGUUGCCAGACAAAUGGCCAUCUAGAGGUGAAGUCAGGUUGGAGAAUUACUCCACUCGCUAUGCGAAAGACAUGAACCCCGUUUUGAGAGAUGUAACGAUAUCCAUCAAAUCCGGUGAAAAAGUUGGUGUGGUUGGGCGCACUGGAGCAGGUAAAAGCAGCUUGGUUCUUGCUCUCUUCCGAAUACUACCGGCGAUACAAGGGCGUAUUGAAAUUGACGAGCUAGAUAUUUCUCACUUGAGGCUAUUUGAUCUUCGUCACAACUUGAGUAUUAUCCCUCAAGAUGCACAUUUAUUUGAAGGGACAAUCAGACAGAACCUAGAUCCCUUCGGUGAAUUUACGGACGAACAGCUUUGGAGAGCUCUUGAACAUUGCAGUCUUGCCGAAUUUGUAAGAAAUAUUCACGGAAAUCUUGGUUUGGAAAGCAGGGUUAGUGAAAGUGGGUGCAAUUUCUCAGCGGGCCAGCGACAGUUGAUGUGUCUAGGCCGAGCUCUUCUUAGCACAUCCAAAAUAUUGAUGCUUGAUGAAGCGACAGCUGCAGUGGACGUUCAAACUGAUAAAAUCAUUCAAGCUACAAUCCGAAAAGAGUUCAAAGACAAAACCAUUAUCACCAUUGCACACCGGCUCGAUACCGUUAUGGAUAGUGACCGUAUCUUGGCUCUUGACCAAGGGCAAGUGUCUGAGUUUGAUACUCCUGCUAAUCUUUUGCAAGAUGAAAAUAGCGUAUUCUACAACUUGUGCAAACAAGGAUCGUAUAUAUAG
This is a messenger RNA of Clavispora lusitaniae ATCC 42720, 966 nucleotides long. The record is from RefSeq and is a predicted model, not a curated record. Lineage: Eukaryota; Fungi; Ascomycota; Pichiomycetes; Serinales; Metschnikowiaceae.